ACGUGGGCAUGGCUAUCGUGUCAUCGUGAGCUUGUGCUAUGGUCUAUCAUCAUCCAGGUGCGCGACGCUGUCCGCCUUGUUGUUUCUGUUACUCGUGGUGGUGAAACCAGUGCAACUUGAGAGAAAUCAGUUUGCUAGCGACUUGGCGAGGGUGCUGGCGUUGUUGGUAACAGUUCAAAGGAAAUCCCAUCUGGAACGCGCCAAAUUUAUUCGCAGCAGCGUUGGUGCCAGCUCUGCCGCACCCUAAACUUGUCUUCGUUUCUUUGACGUCCUACAAUUACCCCCGCUCUUAACCGACUGUGUCUCAAGCUUCCAAAUUUUUGUUUCCUUGCCUGUCUCGUUCCACGCCUCCCAGCCGGCGCAAUGUCGGCGGGCAGAGGACACGGCAACGACUCCCUGAGGUCACCGCCGUCCUCCCCGCUCCACCUGCUGGAGGUCACCGUCAUCUCGGCGCAGGACCUGCACCGGCGCCGCCUCGGCCGCCGGGUGCGCGCGUACGCCGUGGCGUGGGUGGAUGAGGCGCACAAGCUGCGUACGGACGUGGACCGCACCGGCGGCGCGGUGCCCACGUGGAACGACCGGUUCCUGUUCCGCGUGGACGACGCGUUCCUGCGCUCCGACACGGCGGCGGUCACCGUGGAGGUGCGCGGCGCCCGGAGCCUGGGCGGCGACGCCGUGCUCGGCCUCACGCGCAUCGUGGUGAGCACGUUCGUGCGCCCCGGCGGCCGUGGCCGGCAGGUGGCGGCGCUGCUGCUCCGGCGGCCGCGCUCGCUCCGGCCGCAGGGCAUCGUCAACCUGGCCGUGGCGCUGCUGGACGCCACCCACGCCGCGCGCACCGUGCCGCUCUACGACGCCCCCAGCUCGCCCGACGCGUUCGCCGUCCGGGACCUCGUGAUGACGAGGCCGGCGUCGCUGUGCAAGAUCGCCGAGUGCAGCGAGGAGCCGGACGUCGACGAGGACCAAAGCAACCAGGCGUUCAUCGACCACUACGGGUACCUGGAACCCAAGGGCGCCGCCGUGGAGCAGAGGAAGCUCGAGCAGAAGCUCGAGAAGUGGAAGGCCGACCUGUCGCCAGGCCCCAAGGAAGGCAGACGCGGCGGCGCCCGGAGAUGGGGUCGGGGCUUGUGCUUCCGCAGCAGCGGUGAGUGGGAUAGGUAACAUAGCACUGCCGCAUGGGAACGGCGUGACAGGAUGCUCGUUCUUACCGCAAAAAGUCUUUGAUUUGUUCAGAUUGUUUAGGUUUUGCCACAGUUUUUCGACUUCAGUAUCUAUCUAGUAUUAUAUAUGUAAAAAACUUGC
Messenger RNA from Panicum hallii, 1299 nucleotides. RefSeq lists its product as uncharacterized. Gene Ontology annotation, biological process: defense response. Bases 364 to 1158 code for a protein of 264 amino acids. The transcript has a single exon. The record is from RefSeq and is a predicted model, not a curated record. Lineage: Eukaryota; Viridiplantae; Streptophyta; Magnoliopsida; Poales; Poaceae.